AUGGACCCUGAGUAUCGGGUGAGGAAAUUCUUGGCCCUCUUGAGAGAAGAAGGCGCUAGCCCCCUGGACUUUGAUUGAAAAUGGAUUGUUUACAGCAGUGACCAAGGGAAGUGACCAAGGUGAAGAUGGCCUGGGAUCGUCACUCAUCGUCCUCAAGACACCAGACUAAGUGAAACAUUCACCGCCCUCCCCACACUUGCUCAGCAUGACUAGCGCAGUGAACUCCCUCGUGUUUUUGAGACAUCCUAGUGUUUCCCGGAAGGUGUUGACUUGCUUUAGACUGCUCUGCUCACCCUCCCGUGCUAGCUCAGGUGAUCCCUGCUUAUGUGGGAGGCAUGCUGCACCUGUGCACAUUGCUCCUGCCACACCCACCCCCCAGAAGACACUUGGCCUAGCAGAAGGUAGGCUUCCUGAUGUGACCAAGAACAAAGGCACAAGUUCCGAGGGACUCCCUUAGCGUUCCUCUGUGCCAACAGCUGUGUGUCUGGCUAAAAGGUUCUUCCAUAGAAUGGGCUAUUAUCUUUGCCUAGAGAAGCAGGCUUUGAAUAUCCAAGAUGCUGUUCUCAAUCAUAUUCAGAGAUAUUUCCAAGUUGCAAUCAGGAGAGCUUUCCUAAUCGGAAGUCCGAUCAUUCCUGUGGUGGCUGUGAUAUGCCCUGAGUGUAAUUAGUUUGCUCUGUGGUAAGAGAUAUGCUAAUCAUUACCACUUGGUAGAUGCUGUUAAAACCUUAUGAAAGAUACAUAUGGAAAGCUGUACAUCCCUAAACAGAAAAAAAUAUUAAAAUAAUUUACAAGCCUCUCAGCUCUAAUUAGUGUCCAACUCUAAGUGGGUCAGCUCCUUGGGAUGACGUCAGAGGCUUAUUAGUGCCAUAUUCUUCCUUUUCCUCAGCUGAAUGGCUUAUAAUUUACUCUCCUCUAUCUCAAGUGAUCUGUAAUGUCUAAAGCACAUAAGUAAAACACUAUUAUCCAGCAAAACAAGCCACCUCCUAGUCCUCUCCCUCAGGCCUUGAAUAUCCAUUCCAGUGUACUCAGUUCUUCCAAAACAGGAGGGGCUCACCCAGCCCUUUGGAGGGUGAUUUGUCUAAUCAGUGGGUUAGAAGAAAUUUAAUUAGUUCGUCAUUCUCGGUGAUGAGUCUUAGGGAGCAUGCCCCUCUCCCCGCUGCUGCUGAAAAUACAAAGACAGUGAUCAGAAGUCAGCCAGGAGGCUUGAUGCCGCAGGGGCACCUAGGUAUGAUCCUGACACUGUCCCCACAGUAGAAGGCAAAUCAUCUCCUAAUUUGCUGUCUGUAUACUUUGUUUUGGGUUCUCAUCCCUGGCUUAUUUUGUGGCUUUAAGAGUGAAUUGUGUUGUGAAACUGUGAUGCCUGUGGCCAGUACUGUGGUCCCUGUCCAUCACCAUGGUCCCUGUUGUCUGUGGUCCUGACUUUCUCCUCCCAACAAAGCCGUAUAUGGACUAACUUAUGUUUCUUGUUCAAUGAAGUUAAUGUCUUGUGUUUUUGCCCAAAACUAUAUUGAAAAAGAUAAAUAUUAUAUUGUGUAAUGCAAAUUGAAGGAAUGCAAUAAAGAGUAAAUAUACUUGAAA
Cricetulus griseus (Chinese hamster) is the source of this 1578-nucleotide messenger RNA. The record is from RefSeq and is a predicted model, not a curated record. Lineage: Eukaryota; Metazoa; Chordata; Mammalia; Rodentia; Cricetidae.